AUACCAGUCCUGGAGGCAGCCCAGCACGAGUUCCUCGGGCAGAGCCCUCGUCGAUGAAAGCAAAGAGGAGCUCCAGCCCCGCAGCCAUGUCCACGUCCCUGCGGGUGAGCCCCUCGGUGCACGGCUACCGCUUCGACACGGCGCUGCGCAAGAAAGCCGCGGCCAACAUCUUCGAGAGCAUCAACGAGGCGUCCCUGCAGAAACUCUUCAGAAACUCCGGGGACAAGAAGGCGGAGGAGAGAGCCAAGAUAAUCCUCGCCACCGACCAGGACAUGGAGGAAAAAACGAGAGCGCUGAUGGCACUAAAGCAGAGGAGAAAAGACAAACUGCUGCAGUUCCUGACGUUUCGGAAAUACUCCAUCAAAGUUCACUGAGCUGGCGGAGGGAGCAGGAAUGGAGAACGUUUUGUGACGGGACUGUUUGAGACCUCCUAGCACGCUCAGCAUGCUCGGCUGCCCCGUGGGCUUGGGGAGCUGAGAGACCACGCACGGGGCUUCAGCUCCGCUGCAAACCACGAGCCAACAGUGGCAGCAGCAUCGGUGCCCAGGGCAGCACUGGUGAGGCCAGCAGCAUCAGUGCCCAUGGCACACUGGUGUGACCAGCAGCACUGGUGUGACCAGCAGGAUCAGUGCCCAUGGCACACUGGUGUGGCCAGCAGCAUCAGUGCCCAUGGCACACUGGUGUGACCAGCAGCAUCGGUGCCCACAGCAGGAUCAGUGCCCAUGGCAC
Molecule: messenger RNA, 729 nt
Organism: Haemorhous mexicanus (house finch)
Lineage: Eukaryota; Metazoa; Chordata; Aves; Passeriformes; Fringillidae
Gene: TCIM
Product: transcriptional and immune response regulator
Exons: 1
Coding region: 54-374 (106 amino acids)
Biological process (GO): negative regulation of Notch signaling pathway; endothelial cell activation involved in immune response
Cellular component (GO): cytosol; nucleus
Molecular function (GO): Notch binding
Source: RefSeq, a predicted model, not a curated record